AUGUCGGCCCUGAGGCGCUCGGGCUGCGGCCCCAGUGACGGGCCGUCCUAUGGCCGCUACUACGGGCUCGGGGGUGGCGACGUGCCGGUGCACGCGGCCCCUCCGCCCUUGUAUCCUCCGGGGCGGCCCGAGCCGCCUCAGCCUCCCGUUUCCUGGCGAGGGCGCGGGGGCGGCCCGGGGGAGACCCCUUGGCCUGGGGAAAGCGGAGGAGGCGAUGGCUACUACUCCACGACGGGCGGCUGGCCGGACUCGGGGCGGGCCGGAGGAAGCCACCAGGAGCAGCCACAGUAUCCUAGCUACAACUCGAACUAUUGGAAUUCUGCUGCACGCCCUAGGGCUCCUUACCCAAGUACAUAUCCUGUAAGACCAGAAUUGCAAGGCCAGAGUUUGAAUUCUUACACAAAUGGAGCAUAUGGUCCACCGUACCCUCCUGGGCCUGUGGCAAAUACUGCCUCCUACGCUGGGGCUUAUUACAGCCCCGGCUACACCCAGGCCAGCUACUCCACAGAGCUUCCAAGCACUUACCGGUCACCUGGCAGCAGCCCGUCCCCUGUCUCGCGGUGGAUGUAUCCCCAGCAGGACUGUCCCACUGAAGCAACCACUCUGCGGGGGCAGGUUCCCGGGUACCCUACUACUCAGAACCCCGGAAUGACUCUGCCCCACUAUGCUUAUGGGGAUGGUAAUCGUAGUGCUCCACAGUCGCUCCCGAGCGUCCGGCCACAGGAGGAUGCCUGGGCCUCUCCGGGGGCUUACGGCAUGGGUGCCCGUCACCCCUGGCCUUCUUCAGCUGUGCCCACAGCACCACCUGGGCAUCUCUACAUGACUGAAAAUGCUUCACCAUGGCCUAGCAGUGGCUCUCCUCAGCCACCUCCUUCUCCUCCCCCUCAGCAGCCCAAGGAUUCCUGUUUCCCCUAUAGCCAGUCCGAUCAUGGCGUGAACCGGCACAGCUUUCCUUGCAGCGUCCAUCAUCAGUACGACUCCUCCGGGACAGUGAACAGUGACAAUUCAGACCUUUUGGAUUCGCAAGUCCAAUAUAGUGCCGAGCCUCAGAUGUACGGCGGUGCCCCCCAUGAACAUCUCAGCAGUCAAGAUCAAGGUCAGAAACUGCCUGAAGGGUCUUUAUCUUCAGAUGAAGGUACUCCCCCGAGUAUCAAAAAAAUCAUCCAUGUGCUGGAGAAAGUCCAGUAUCUUGAGCAAGAAGUCGAAGAGUUUGUUGGAAAAAAGACAGACAAAGCGUACUGGCUUCUGGAAGAAAUGUUGACCAAGGAACUUUUGGAACUGGAUUCAGUUGAGACUGGGGGCCAGGACUCCAUUCGGCAGGCCAGGAAAGAAGCUGUGUGUAAGAUCCAGGCCAUACUGGAAAAAUUGGAGAAGAAAGGAUUAUGAAAGAAUUUAGGGUAGAGUGGAAGCCUGUUGCUAAUUUAACCAAAGAACUCCGGAUUUUGGUUACUACACACCGUCUUCGACAUGCCUGUCAGUGACAAGGAGCAACGUGUCCCAGCUUUCGUGUGACGGGAAACUUGAAAAACUGGCAAAGGAAUGGAAGAAUAUUUAGUUAGGAGUUGUUUUCCUU
Ochotona curzoniae (black-lipped pika) is the source of this 1573-nucleotide messenger RNA. RefSeq names its product BAG cochaperone 4 (gene BAG4). Lineage: Eukaryota; Metazoa; Chordata; Mammalia; Lagomorpha; Ochotonidae. Gene Ontology annotation, cellular component: cytosol; nucleus; membrane. The record is from RefSeq and is a predicted model, not a curated record. The coding region runs from base 1 to 1386 and encodes 461 amino acids. Gene Ontology annotation, biological process: protein stabilization. The transcript has 5 exons. Gene Ontology annotation, molecular function: adenyl-nucleotide exchange factor activity; protein-folding chaperone binding.